CUUCCGGCUAGCUAAAUUCUAAUGUCGUCGUCGAAGAGUUCCAGGCUUCCAGCCCUUGAGAAAAGGUUCUUGCUUUCCUUUUGCUGUCGCACCACGAUCGGAGCCUUACGAGUUACGACCGGUUUUUGUUAUAAAGGGCCAGUAAGCCAAUUCAGAAUUUUAUCAAAAUGGUGCACUCUAUUCUGAACGAAAAAUCAUCCUUGAACGUCCCUGCCAUCCUGAAAGCGGAACAAGAGUAUCAUGAGGCCAAAGCUCUGGCUAAUAAGCAGCGUUACAUUGCUGGUGGCGGUGUGUUUCCCCCGGGUGUGGGUUGUAAAUCUGAUCCCGUCGGUCAAGCGAGUACAACGACUUCCGGUCGAAAGUCCCAGCUGUUGGCGGACAUAGACAAAAUCAGGCGUGAUAUCCAGGAGGUCUUGUCGGGCGACAUUGACAGCAUUGAUAAAAUGCCGGCGGCUUUGGAUAAAUUGAAUGCCGUGGAUUCUGAAGUGAAGGAACUCCGUAAAGAAAUCGAGCAGUUAUCGAAACAUGUGAUUGGAGCACUUGGCAAACUGGAAGCCCGACUGAACGGCCUGUCCCUUGCUCCUGCCUCUGGUGCUACCCAGGAUUCCACACACGCUAAAAAAGUGGCUGGGGAUGCCGACAAAAAGGAAACAACCGAAAAGAAAGAUAACGAUGACAUCGACUUGUUCGGCUCUGAUGAAGAGGAGGAAGAUCCCGAAGCUAUCAAGCGUCGAGAGGAACGUCUUGCCGCGUACGAAGCGAAAAAGGCAAAGAAGCCUGCUUUGAUCGCCAAAUCUAUGAUCAUUCUGGAUGUUAAACCUUGGGAUGACGAAACUGAUGUGAAAGAAAUGGAAACCAAGGUCCGAAGCAUUCAAACCGAUGGCUUGAUCUGGGGAACAUCCAAGUUUGUUGAAGUUGCCUACGGCAUCAAGAAGCUCCAGAUAACUUGCGUUGUGGAGGACGACAAAGUUGGUACGGAUUAUUUGGAGGAACAGAUUACCGGUUUUGAAGAUCUUGUUCAGUCUGUUGAUAUUGUCGCCUUUAACAAAAUUUAAUAGAGGUGUUUUAUGUAAUGAAACUGGACACUGAAAAAUAAAUUUCUAACGGGACUGUGUAAUCCACACGCGGCGAUGUAAGGUCACGAAGAAGUAAGAACUGGCGAGUUAGCGACUUUUUUCCGUUUUUUUUCUCUCGUUUGGUGGUUGUGCUUUACUACUUUGACGUUUCUGAACGCAGAAUGCCGGAAUCCGACACCAAAUGGUGGACAAUAAAGUACUGUACAAGUA
Molecule: messenger RNA, 1286 nt
Organism: Paramacrobiotus metropolitanus
Lineage: Eukaryota; Metazoa; Tardigrada; Eutardigrada; Parachela; Macrobiotidae
Product: elongation factor 1-beta-like
Exons: 7
Coding region: 168-1055 (295 amino acids)
Biological process (GO): translational elongation
Cellular component (GO): eukaryotic translation elongation factor 1 complex; cytosol
Molecular function (GO): translation elongation factor activity; guanyl-nucleotide exchange factor activity
Source: RefSeq, a predicted model, not a curated record